GAUUCCUCUCUGUGCACGCUCUGCGUUUUUUGCGGUGGAUCAUAGCCGUUCGAGCAGAGGUGCGGGGCGGCCGAGAAGCUCUCUUGCCCUGAGGUUGCUGCUGCUGCUGCCCACAAGAGGAGAACCUGGCCGUGCAGAAGGGAGGCCCCACCGCGCGCCAGCUUUUUCAGCAGCGAGGCUGACGCGGCUCCUUUAAGAGCCGCAGGUCUAUGGAAAUGAGCCUCGCAGAGCUGCUGCCGCAGCGGAGGCGAGCCGGGCUUGCUUGGCAGGCGGCUAGACCUUAGCUGGCUGCGGCGGGAGAGAGCAGGCGGCGGCGGCGGCGGACCUGCUCGGGCUCAUCGGGAGAACCCGGCGGGGGGAACCCGUCGGCCCGGAUCUCCCAUUUGGCAUGAAGCGCAAUUGCUGAUCCCUGGACGGACAAAACGAAAACCGGACUGCGGGCGGUGGGAGAUGGGCGGCGGCGGCGGCGGCGGCGCCCCCGGCCGGGCUGUGCUGCUACUGCUGGCGCUGGGGAUCCCCCGUUCCCGCGCCGACGGCCCCGAACCGCCCCCUCUCUGCGCCCCCUUCAGGGACCCUCGGCUGCCUGAGCGGCCGCUGUCACCACCGAGCGAACCGGCUGCUUGCGCCGAGCCGCCACCGCUGUGGCUUUGCCGGGUUUCGCGUCCGGCCCGCGGCCUCUGGGCGCACCUGCUGGGGCCGCGGUGCGAUGGUGCUUCGGCGGCGGCGGCGGCGGCGGGCGAGGAUGGAGAGCUGUUGCUGUUAAGCCACCUUCUCUUGGCCCCGGUUCCAGGCGGCCGAUUCCGCAGAGGGCGAAGCCGGACUCUGUGCUUGAAACCGGGCACCCAUAUUCCUUUGCCGCCCGCUAGCUCGUGGGGCGGCUGCCAGCUAAGGUGCACGGUGCAAGGCGGCGGCGAAGGCGACGUUAGAGACAAGCGUGGGCCGUUGCAUCCCCAGGGAGAACUGAUACUGCCCCCACGAGCCCUGUGUCUCCGGCCGGGACGCCCAUUACGGUUGGGGCUGUCGUGCCAACCCUGCGAUGAGAAGACGGAGAUCUUGGUCCACUGGCUCCUGGCUGUGGGCUCUUCGCAGCAGGAGGUGGAGAAGCUGUGGCCCUCGGAGGGGUGCGGCUGCCAAGGUGAGGGGGGCAGCAGAAGGAAGCGGGAUGUGAACACCGGCCCCCAGUUCCAGAUGCCCACCUACCAAGUAUCAGUGCCGGAGAACAGACCAGCAGGCACACCUGUGAUCUUGCUGAGGGCUAUGGACCCUGAUGAGGGGGACGCAGGCCGAUUGGACUACUCCAUGGAUGCCCUCUUCGACAGCCGCUCCAACAGCUUCUUUGCCAUUGAUCCCCAGACAGGAGCCGUGACCACAGCUGAAGAGCUGGAUCGAGAAACCAAAAGCACCCAUGUGUUCAGGGUAACAGCGACAGACCACGGCAUACCACGGCGCACAGCUCUGGCCACACUCACAAUCACUGUCAGUGACACCAAUGAUCACGAUCCUGUGUUUGAGCAGCAGGAGUAUAAGGAGAGCAUGCGGGAGAACCUUGAGGUCGGCUACGAAGUGUUGACAGUAAGAGCAACCGAUGGUGAUGCAAGCCCCAAUGCCAACAUCCUAUACCGCAUCUUGAAUGGGAAUGGGGUCAACAGGAUCUUUGAGAUUGACCCCAAGUCUGGAGUCAUCCGCACCAAUGGCCUUGUGGACAGAGAAGCUGUGGAAUCCUAUCAGCUGAAAGUGGAGGCCAAUGACCAGGGCCGAGACCCAGGACCGCGCAGCAGCACAGCCACAAUUCAUAUUACAGUGGAGGAUGACAAUGACAACUCACCACAGUUCAGUGAGAAACGUUACGUUGUACAGGUACCCGAGAAUGUUGCUUCAAACACCCACAUCCUGCAGGUAAAUGCCACAGACAGGGACAAAGGCAGCAAUGCUAUGGUGCAUUAUAGCAUAAUGAGUGGCAACACUCGGGGACAAUUUUACAUAGAUGCCCAAAUAGGUAAUAUUGAUGUAGUCAGCCAGCUUGAUUAUGAGAUGAAUAAGGAAUACACUCUUCGCAUUAGGGCCCAAGAUGGAGGAAGGCCUCCCCUUUCCAACAUCAGUGGGCUGGUGACCAUCCAGGUACUGGAUGUGAAUGACAAUGCCCCUAUCUUUGUUAGCACCCCUUUCCAGUCCACAGUGUUGGAAAAUGUACCUGUGGGCUAUUCUGUUAUUCACAUCCAAGCCAUUGAUGCAGAUUCUGGGGAAAAUGCCCGACUUGAAUAUGCUCUGGUUGAUAUGAGUCCCGAUUUCCCUUUUAAUAUCAAUAACAACACAGGCUGGAUUGUAGUGGCUUCUGGUUUGGAUCGUGAAGCUGUGGACUUCUAUAAAUUUGGGGUUGAAGCCAGAGAUCAUGGUAACCCUUCCAUGACUUCUUCAGCAAGUGUUAGUAUUACUGUUCUGGAUGUCAACGAUAACAAUCCUGAAUUCACGCAAAGGGAAUAUACCAUGCGUCUCAAUGAAGAUGCAGCAGUGGGCACCAGUGUUCUUAUUGUCUCAGCCAUUGAUCGGGAUGUCAACAGCGUCAUCACCUACCAGAUCACAAAUGGGAAUACUCGCAAUCGCUUUUCCAUCACUAGCCAGAGUGGUGGUGGUCUCAUCACUCUGGCCCUACCCUUGGAUUAUAAAUUAGAGCGACAGUACCUUCUUACAAUCACAGCUUCUGAUGGCACUCGGUUUGACACAGCGCAGGUCUUUGUUAAUGUAACUGAUGCUAAUACACAUCGGCCAGUGUUCCAGAGCUCCCAUUACACUGUUAACAUCAAUGAGGACAGUCCAGUGGGUACCACCGUAGUUAUUAUCAGUGCUACGGAUGAAGAUACAGGAGAGAAUGCUCGCAUCACUUACUUCAUGGAAGACAGUAUUCCUCAGUUCAAAAUUGAUAUAGAUACUGGUGCUGUGACAACUCAGAUGGAAUUGGAUUAUGAAGACCAAGUUUCCUAUACUUUGGCAAUUACAGCUCGUGACAAUGGCAUCCCCCAGAAAUCAGAUACUACCUAUCUAGAAAUACUAGUCAAUGAUGUAAAUGACAAUGCACCUCAGUUUUUAAGGGAUAAUUACCAAGGAUCUGUCUAUGAGGAUGUACCUGGUUUCACAAGUGUCCUACAGGUUUCUGCUACAGAUAGAGACUCUGGGAUGAAUGGGAGAGUGUUCUAUACCUUUCAGGGUGGAGAUGAUGGUGAUGGGGACUUCAUAAUUGAAACCACCUCUGGUAUUGUUAGAACGUUGCGUAGACUGGACAGGGAAAAUGUUCCGCUCUAUGAGCUUAGAGCAUAUGCAGUUGAUAAAGGAGUACCAGCCAUGAGGACUCCAAUUGAUGUCCAUAUCACUAUUCUUGAUGUCAAUGACAACCCCCCUGUCUUUGAGCAUGAUGAGUUUGACAUCUUUGUGGAAGAAAAUAGUCCAAUAGGCUUAGUGGUGUCCCGAAUCACUGCCAGUGAUCCAGAUGAGGGUACCAAUGCUCAAAUUAUGUAUCAGAUAGUGGAAGGUAAUAUUCCGGAGGUCUUCCAACUUGAUAUCUUCUCAGGAGAGUUGACAGCAUUGAUGGAUUUGGAUUAUGAGACCAAGUCUGAGUAUGUCAUAGUAGUCCAAGCUACUUCAGCUCCACUGGUAAGCCGGGCUACUGUGCAUGUUCGUUUACUGGAUAGGAAUGACAAUGUUCCAGUCUUGAAGAACUUUGAGAUCAUAUUCAAUAACUACAUCACCAACAAGUCCAGUAGUUUCCCCACUGGAGUGAUUGGCAAGAUCCCAGCCUAUGAUCCUGAUGUUUCUGAUAGUCUUACAUACAGUUUUGAGCAAGGCAAUGAAUUGAAACUUGUUCUCUUGAACCACAGUACUGGAGAACUACGUUUGAGCAGGGCCCUGGAUAACAAUAGACCUUUGGAGGCAACCAUGAGAAUUUCUGUAACAGAUGGGAUCCACAGUGUUGCUGCCCAAUGCAUGCUUCAGGUGACCAUUAUCACAGAUGAGAUGCUGACCAACAGUAUCACUUUGCGGUUGGAGAACAUGUCCCAAGAACGCUUCCUUUCACCACUGCUGGCUGUCUUUCUUGAAGGAGUAGCAACUGUGCUAUCCGCUCCCCGUGAUCAUGUUGUCCUUUUCAACAUCCAGAAUGACACGGAUGUUCAGGCUGCCCAAAUCCUGAAUGUUAGUCUGUCAGUACAAUUGCCUGAUCGAGUCCAUGGCAGCCAUUACAUUCCUUCAGAAGACCUCCAGGAACGAUUGUACCUCAACCGGACACUCUUGGCUGCUAUUACGGAGCAGAGGGUCUUGCCUUUUGAUGAUAACAUUUGUUUGCGGGAACCUUGUGAGAAUUAUAUGCGCUGUGUCUCAGUGUUGAAGUUUGACAGCUCAGCACCCUUCAUUUCCUCCGACACUAUACUUUUCCGUCCUAUCCACCCUGUCAACGGUCUGCGUUGCCGUUGCCCGCUGGGUUUUACUGGUGAUUAUUGUGAAACUGAGAUUGAUCUUUGCUACUCCAAUCCAUGUGGAAAUAAUGGUCAUUGCCAAAGCCGGGAAGGAGGAUAUACUUGUGAGUGCCAAGAGGGCUACACUGGAGAGAACUGUGACGUGAAUUCCCGGUUGGGCCGCUGUACCCCUGGUAUCUGCAAGAAUGGUGGCACCUGUGUCAACCUGCUGGUGGGUGGUUUCAAGUGUGACUGCCUUUCUGGAGACUAUGAGAAGCCGUACUGUCAGAUGAAUACCCGUAGUUUCCCAGGCCACUCCUUCCUUACUUUUAAGGGGCUGCGCCAACGCUUCCAUUUCACCAUUGUUCUCACGUUUGCCACUAAGGAACGGGAUGGCCUUCUCCUCUACAAUGGGCGUUUCAAUGAACGGCAUGAUUUUGUUGCAUUGGAAAUUGUUCAAGAGCAAGUUCAACUUACUUUCUCAGCAGGAGAAACCACAAGCACGGUUGCCCCAUUCAUCCCAGGAGGUGUGAGUGAUGGACAGUGGCACACCGUCCACCUGCACUAUUAUAACAAGCCUGUCAUGGGGACGUCUGGAAUUCCACAGGGGCCUUCAGAUGAGAAAGUAGCUGUGGUGACAGUAGAUGACUGUGACACUUCAGUGGCCUUGAAAUUUGGCUCUAUUCUAGGAAACUAUUCCUGUUCAGCUCAAGGGACACAAUCAGGCACAAAGAAAUCCUUGGAUUUGACAGGUCCCUUGUUACUGGGUGGCAUUCCUGACCUUCCUGAGAGUUUCCCAGUACGGAACCGGCAUUUUAUAGGUUGCAUGAGAGACUUCCUCAUUGAUAAUCAAGAUGUAGACCUGGCUGACUUCAUUGCAAAUAAUGGAACUUUGCCUGGCUGCUCUGCCAAGAAGAAUUUUUGUGAUACCAACACAUGCCAUAAUGGUGGAACUUGUGUCAACCAGUGGAAUACUUUCACCUGUGAAUGCCCCCUGGGUUUUGGAGGCAAGGACUGCAAACAAGAAAUGGCAAGUCCACAGCGUUUCCUGGGCAAUAGUAUGGUGAUUUGGAGUAAUUUGGCAUUGAUCAUCACGCUUCCAUGGCACAUUGGACUUAUGUUUCGUACCAGGCAGAGCAACGGCGUCCUCCUCCGUGCUGCAGCGGGGCAGCAUUCUACCAUAACACUUUGGUUAAAUGAAGGUACAGUGCUGAUGACCGUGUACCGAGCCAACAGCCAAAUUUCAGCAUUGAGGCUACAUCAGGUGAAAGUGAAUGACGGUGACUGGCAUCACCUACAAUUGGAACUGCAUAGCAGCUGGGACAAUCCAGAAGCCCAGUGGUUAGCCAUAAUGGCUUUUGAUUAUGGUUUGCACCAGGUGAUGGCCAAUAUUAGUAGUGAACUUCGUGGACUAAAAAUGCGGAAUUUGAGUAUCGGUGCUAUACUGGGGGAGAAGGGAAACCUGCAGUAUGGAUUCCGUGGUUGCAUGCAGGGUGUAAGGAUGGGAGAGACAUCGGGCAAUGCUGUCACCUUGAAUGUAAACCAGGCUGAGAAAGUGAAUGUGGAGCAUGGCUGCAGUAUCCCAGACCCUUGUGACUCCAAUCCUUGUCCUCUCAAUAGCUACUGCAAUGAUGAUUGGGAUAGUUAUUCAUGCAGUUGUGAUCCAGGUUACUAUGGAGACAGCUGUGCCAAUGUCUGUUCCUUUAACCCCUGUGAGCAUCAAGCCAUUUGCGUCCGCAAACCCAGCUCAUCCCAUGGCUACACCUGUGAGUGUCCUGACAGCUACUUCGGGCCAUACUGCGAGAACAAGUUAGCCCAGCCCUGUCCGCGGGGAUGGUGGGGGCAUCCUAUAUGCGGCCCCUGCAACUGUGAUGUUGAUAAAGGAUUUGACCCCGACUGCAACAAAACUAAUGGAGAAUGCCACUGCAAGGACAAUCACUACCGUCCAGCAGAUAGUGCCACAUGUUUCCUCUGUGAUUGCUACCAUACCGGCUCAUUAUCUCGCACCUGUGAAGCUGAGACUGGGCAGUGCUCCUGCAAGCCAGGUGUCAUUGGACGCCGCUGUGACCGCUGUGACAAUCCUUUUGCAGAAGUUACCAUCAGCGGCUGUGAAGUGAAUUACGAUAGUUGCCCACGUGCCAUUGAAGCUGAUAUUUGGUGGCCACGCACCCGCUUUGGUUUACCUGCAGCUGCACCUUGUCCUCGGGGAUCUGUAGGGACUGCUGUACGGCACUGUGAUGAACACAAGGGCUGGCUGGCACCCAAUCUUUUCAACUGUACCUCACUGACUUUUGCUGUUCUCAAGGAUUUUGCAGAAAAAUUGCUGCGGAAUGAAUCAUUUUUGGAUACAGAGCAGUCUCAGCGGGUCGCUCUCCAGCUUCGCAACGCUACACAAAACACUGAGAAUUUCUUUGGCAGUGAUGUCAAAGUGGCUUUUCAGCUUUUAGCUCAACUUCUGAAGCAUGAAAGCAGCCAAGAAGGCUUUGGCUUGGCUGCUACCCAGGAUGUUCACUUCACUGAGAAUUUGCUUAAGGUAGGCAGUGCUUUACUGGACAACAGCAACAAGCAUCAUUGGGAACUGAUCCAACAGACAGAAGGUGGCACAGCACAGCUGCUCAGACAUUUUGAGGACUAUGCAAGCAUUCUGGCCCAGAACAUGCGCAAGACAUACUUGAACCCGUUUACCAUCAUCACACCCAACAUUGUUAUUUCAGUGGUGAGGUUAGAGAAAAUGAACUUUGCUGGUGCCAAACUGCCCCACUAUGAGACACUCCGUGGUGAGAAACCAGCUGACAUAGAAACUACUGUCAUCCUGCCUGAAAGUGUAUUCAAGGCUCCAGAAGGCAAACAAUCUUCGGUGGCCAGUGCCAAGCAUUUGCCAGGCACCAGUGAGGAAGAAGAACAUGCCCUUAUGACAAGACAGAAGAGACAUCCAGAUCUAAGUGAAGGCCAGGCCAUUGCCAGUGUGAUCAUCUACCGCAACCUGGCAAGUCUGCUUCCAGAGCAGUAUGACACAGAUAAAAGGAGUCUAAGAGUCCCCAAGCGUCCUAUCAUCAACACCCCAGUGGUGAGCAUCAGCAUCCAUGACAAUGACGCAUUGAUGCAACGCGCCCUUGAGAAACCCAUCACUGUGCAAUUUCGGAUGUUGGAAACUGAGGAGCGGACCAAGCCUAUUUGUGUCUUCUGGAACCACUCCAUCCUGGUCAGUGGGACUGGUGGCUGGUCAGCUAAAGGCUGUGAAGUUGUCUUCAGGAAUGAAACUCAUGUCAGCUGCCAGUGUAAUCAUAUGACAAGUUUUGCUGUGCUGAUGGACAUUUCCCGCAGAGAGAAUGGUGAGAUUCUACCCCUGAAGACGAUCACAUAUAUCUCCAUUGCUGUGACACUGGGCAGCCUCCUGCUUACUUUCCUCUUCCUGGCUGGAUUGCGAACUCUGCGAUCCAAUCAACAAAGCAUCCGCAAGAACCUAGUGAUUGCGCUAUUUUUUUCUGAACUCGUCUUCCUACUGGGCAUCAACCAGGCUGAUCUGCCAUUUGCCUGUACCGUCAUUGCCAUCCUGUUGCACUUUCUGUACAUGUGUGCCUUUGCCUGGGCAUUGUUAGAAGCAUUGCAUAUUUACCGCAUGUUGAGUGAAGUGCGAGACAUCAACUAUGGCCCGAUGCGCUUCUAUUAUAUGGUCGGAUGGGGUGUGCCAGCAUUCAUCACAGGACUUGCUGUGGGCCUGGAUCCUGAAGGAUAUGGGAACCCAGACUUUUGUUGGCUCUCCAUCUAUGAUACCCUGAUUUGGAGCUUUGCUGGUCCCAUUGCUUUUGCUGUUGCAAUGAGUGUCUUCCUCUAUGUCCUGGCCACCAAGGCCACUUGUGCGGCUCAACAGCAAGGUUUUGAGAAGAAGGGGACAGUCUCUGGUCUACGGUCGGGCUUCAGCUCUCUGCUGAUCAUGAGUGUCACCUGGCUGCUGGCUCUGCUAUCCAUCAACAGUGAUGCCAUCCUCUUCCACUAUCUCUUUGUGGGCUUCAAUUGCUUCCAGGGACCCUUAAUCUUUCUCCUCUGUGUCAUCUUAUCUAAAGAAGUGAGGAAGGCUCUCAGAUCUAUUUGUGGAAAGAAGCACAGCACUGAUCCUACACUCACUACCAAAUCUACCUUGACAGCAGCUUAUAUUUGCAACAAUACCUACGUGGAUGGGCAAUUGUACCAUACGCCAUUUGGGGACUCCACUGGUUCCUUGCAUAGCACUGUCCGCUCAGGCAAGAGUCAGCACAGCUACAUCCCUUUUGUGCUCAGGGAGGAGUCUGGCUUGAACAAUAGCCAGGUACACAUUGGGCCUGCAGAUCCCAGUUCUUUGUUCUUGGAAGAUAAGGAUCAGAACAAUGAACGUGAUACUGAUUCAGACAGUGACCUUUCCAUGGAAGAUGACCAGAGUGGUUCCUUUGCUUCCACCCAUUCCUCUGACAGUGAAGAGGACGAAGAAUUUCCCAAGGAACCCUGCUGGGAGAACUUACUGUGUCCUAACAAUGAGAAGCUGCCAGCACUCAGCACUCCGAAGGUAGAUAACAUCUCUGGACCUGGAAAACCUUAUUGGCCGGGUGACUUUGUAACCACUGCCAGUGAGAGCGAUGGCCACCCUGGCUCAGAGUCGCUGCGGGUAGAACCAAUGGGUAAGAAUGACCGGCUGGGACUGACAGAGGAGUUGGCCAGAGAGAAUGGAGAGGGCAUCUUGGGCUCACUGCCUCAUCCCACUGCUCAGCCCCAGAAAGGCAUUUUAAAGAAAAAAUACCUGCCACCCAUCAGUGAGAAGAGCAGCAUCCAGCGCAUCCAUAACAAGCUGUCCAGCUGCCGCUCAGGGAUGGUAUCAUUGCAUGGUUCUUCGGGGAGCGAUGGCAGCCGUGGGGGUGGGGUACCACGACCCCGACAGACCCUACAGGAGCAGCUCAAUGGCCUUACACCUAUCACCAUGAGCAUAAAGACUGGCACAGUGGAUGAGGACUCUUCAGGCUCCGAGAGCGAUGAAACCUCAAUCUGAUGUCGCAUGCACCAGACUCUCUCUAUCUCUCACACACGUUUGGCCAGUCUGGGAGCCAGGAUUGCUCUCAAACCACAGCGAGGAAUGUUGUCUCCGUCAACCCGGCCUGGCCCAGGGAGCUGGACCCACUUGUAUGUAGUGCCAAAUGAAAAGUGACCUGCCCCCCCCCACCCCCCGGGGGGAACAGCAGGUUCCAGGAGGCGGACCUUGUCGAACAGAUGCACUUUGGAUCAUUCUAAAAUGGACUGAAAGAACAUAAACUUAACCACCUCCACGUCUUCAGGGAUUUUCAUGCUUUGUUGCCCAGUCUGGAAGUGCUGCGUGUCUGGAAUAUAUAUAUUUUUUUCUUUAUCAAAAUUGGUCUGGGGGAGCCUCAGCAGCCACCAUGUGGACAUGUAUUACUGUGCAGAUGUUUUCAUUGAAUAUUUGACGAUGGGGUGGAGCUAGGGGCCAGUGUGCUUGAAGAUGGCUGCAACUAGGAGCCACCAAGAACUGUUCGUUUUGACUUGAGUAACAAACCAGGAUCAGCCCAGUUUUGGAGGACACCAUCCUGGGCUUCUCCUAGGAGGGAGGGAAAUAGCACCUUUUAAAUGGAAGCUGGAGGUGUAGUAGACCUGGCUGUGCAGAGGACACGUGUGCUCGACAUUCCUUAAGAACCACAGCUGGCUUUGCAUUGAAUCUGAAGGGCACAACCCAGAGCCUCCCUCUGCAAUAUAUGUGUGUCCACCAGCCAUGGUCUUGCUUUUCUUCUGAUCCAGCAGCGUGCAUCUAAACACACCUUCCAAGGUGCAUAUUUAAUCCAGGGUGCACUUCAAACCUGGGCUCUCUGGCACGCACAGAAAAUGGGAAUCUGACAUCUUGGUUUUGCCAUACUAAGCAAUUAUAGAAUAGGAAAGAAAUUCGUCAUCCAAAUAGCUUUUCCAGAAUGCUGUAUAAGUACAUUGCUGUUCUGCAGGGCAGCACUAGUUCCACCUGCAUUUUCUGGCCUAAAGAACGUUUUUUUAAAAAAUGUUGAAAAUAGUAGGUUUGUUCCAGACCUACUAGCCAUUUCCCCAGGAUGUUCAUCGCCAUCACGCUGCCUCCAUUCAUGGACUGUACAGAUUAGCGUCAGCUGUGGAUCUUGUUCUUCUCUGGCAAGUUGCUUACUCCAGCCUUGGUGCUUCAGAUUGCAGUGGGAUCAGGGACACAGGACCGGCAUAUCCACUGGCAUCAAUGGAAACGUUCCUCCUUGGAUCACAGUUACUUUCAAACGGCUUUGUUUGACAGCCACUUCUCCAAGCUCAGCUCACCAUUCCAGUAACUUGGCCCCAUCAGAAUGCUCCAAGAGGCAGCCCGUAAGGUGUUGAGCACCACGGGUGUGGCCUGCUGAGCCAUCAGUCCAUGCUGCAAUUAUUUUCGUAGAAAAUGACAAAAAGAAAAAAGUCCCACCUCCCGCUCCUCCCAGCCAGUCAGCACGUGUCUCCCUGUUGCUACUGUGGCUGGAGCAGGAAUGCUGCCUUGAUGUCUCCCAAAAGCGCCUGGCUCUCAUGCCAACAGGUUGCUGCCUUUCUGCCUCAGAAGCCUUCAUUUUUUUCUACACUCUGCCAAGUCCUGAUGCCUGCUCAUAAUGGGGAUUUUCAUGUUGGUCCUUUUGGAAAGUACUUUUUUUAUAACGACGUUCACCGGGAAAGAGACUUUUCUGCUAAGGGAGAGCGGGAAGAGGGGGACAGCUUGGGGAGGGUGAAGGCACUGUUAGUUUGACGUGUUUUGAUUUUUGUUUUUCAUUUGACCAUUGCUGAAGGAUGUUCUAAUUUAAAUAAUUGAAAAGCCCUUGGGGGUCAUGCUUUAUAGCAAUGUUAUAUCUUGUUAGCUGGGUGCAGAAUCUGAUGCCCUUUAUUGACCAAGCCAAGGUUUGCACAAUAUGAGGUUAAUUGGGACUUGACUGUUGUCAUGGCCUGGCUUGUCAAAGAAAGGAGUUCUGAAAAUGAGGCUUUUCUUUUCAACACCUCCAGUAAUAUUGUCCAUUACUGUUUAGCUUUUUGUGGCCUCUGUGCUUGCCAAUUCCAAAACCUUUCUUGGAAUGUUUUGACACAUAGAAUGUGAUUCUCUGAAAUCUGUUUAAGGUCAACUUGGCAUGGCAGUGGCAUCUACAGAGCUAAGUAGAUCUACGACAUGACCAAAUCGCCACGGGAUAAUUUGCCAUGGCCAACUCACCAAGGGACAAUUCGCUGCGGGACAAGAGUUACACUAAUAUCGAAGAAAUGGUGGAAUAGAAUCAUUAAAGAAAGGAUGCCCAAGGAGGGACAAAAUGAAAUGUGAAUGACGAAACUUAAAAUAUUUUUUUUUAUUAUUUUAAAUAAUUAAAUUGAACUGUUGAAUGGUCCUGCAGUGAGUUGGCCAUGACGAGUUGACCAUGGCAAGUUGGCCAUGGCAAGUUGGCUGUGGUGAGUUGUCCAUUCCAAUAGGUCACAGGGGAUGAAGACCAGCCUCUUCAGUGUAUGAUCUACUACUGUGUUAUUUCCAUUGAGUGUUCCUUCUGAACCAUUUGACUUUAGAUAGUUAAGUGAAAGGAGACACAACUGCCACCCCACCCCAAUCCCAAAAAAGUCUGUACAAAAGAAGAGCCAUUUGCCCAAGCUCCACCUGGAGCCUGUAUUGCUGUUGCCUUCAACACAAUUUUGGUCAAUUCCUGCUGCUCAUCCUGAAGCAAACUGGAGAUACCUAUGGAAAUAAAAUUCAGCUAGGCAGGAACCACUUUGGCUUCCUAAUAUAUGGCUUGUUGCAGUUAUUGCAGCAAGAAGGAAUAUUUAAACCCAGAGGACUUCCCAUGUUGCCCUGGAAGCGUUUUCCCUCAUGACUUGACUCAUAGGUGAAGGCAAAAUGGUAAGUGAUGCUUCCAAAUGCAGGCAAUGGGACACACUUUUGGCUAUCCUGUAUCUAUAAUGGCUUUCCUCAGCCCUCUCCUGUUCAAAUGUGUCUGCGGUACAAGUCCCAUUAUCCAGAACCAGUAUGAUCUAUUAGUCAUGCAAAUUAGGGUUGUUGAAUGUAGUCGCAAUGUAUCUGAAAGGCAUUGACUGGGGAAGGCUAACUUGAAAUGCAAAGAUACUAGAGUAAGCAGAUCAGACAAAAAAGUCACUAGGACAGAAGGCCUUUCUAGGUAUCCCCGACCCAGAUGAUAAAAGCUGGGAAUUAUUAGCUGUAUUUGGAGGACUACACAUGUCUUACUCCUAGACAAGGAGAGGCAAACCAAAUAGGCUCCCUUUCAAAUUGCCACCUAUUAAGGUAGAGGCUAGUUUAUUCCUGAAUGUCUUUAUUUUGUUUUGGUAUGCUGAACAAAGGUUGGAAGGAAAGAUCAAUGGCUACUCUACGGUGUCUUCCAUAAAGCCCCAUUCCUUCAUAAAAACAUGACAAUUAUAUUCUUCUCCAAGCAACGUUGCAUUAUAUUUUAUGUCAGGGCUCCAUUAAGGCAGCUAUCAAACAAAUGAAGCCUUGGGAAUUUUUCCUUAUUGGAAACAUCUUCACUUACCUACAUUUUGGCUUCUCUGAAACCAUUCAAAGUAUUAGAUUUCUACCAGACAAAAGCACUGGUUACCUGCUCCAUCACCCCAGUCCCAAGUACCUCUAAAUGCUGAGUUUUUAGACUGUACGUCAAAUGCACAAACUAGCCUACAAUAACUUCCUAUGCAAAAUCUUUCUUAUAUGGCAAAUCCAUUAAUUGAAACAAACUUGAAAGCAGUGGUAGUAAAGGAUUCAAACUAAGCUCUCUACAGCAGCAGUGACUUCCAGGGAAAAGAGUUGAUCCACCUGUUCCUGUGCCAGGUUGGACGGAAUUGGAGGGGAAAGGUGUGCCACUCCAUUCAUGACCAAGGAAGUGUUAAACCUUAACUGUAUUAAAGACUGAGAAACUGUCUUGUAUGGAGAGCUUGAUGUGAAGAGUUCAGCUUCUGCUUCAUCACUGCAGCCAAUUAAUUUUUUAGUGUCCCUCUGCUGUCUAUAAAGAGCUAAUUAGCUGUUUUAACUGUGGAAAGGAUGUAUUUGACAUGUCUGCUUUUUAAUUUAUUAUUUUUUAAAGAUGUAUAUGCAUAUAUUUACAACUGAGCACACCUUUCAUUUCCUAGGCAAUAAAUCGCCACCGCCAUUGUCCAGAUCUAAACAUAUGCCAUUGUAGGUUCAAGGUUCUUGUCUUCUAGUACGAAUUCCCAUUGAUCCAAUCCAUUCUUUUUCUCUUAACUAGCUAGUAAAGUCAUUUCCAGCAGAACUCAGCUACAGCCAUGUACAGUUGUUUCCAUAGUCUUGAGUAGCUGUGAUGCAUGCAGAAAUUCAAGAAAUAAAUGCUUUUAUGUCACAGCCUCAUCUACUGAAUUGGAAAUGGUAGUCUUUGAAUUUCUGCUUGACAAGCAGCUGUUGAAGUUGGUGGAAUGGUGCCAAGGAAACAAACCUUACUUUUCCUUAAAAAGCCCAGUUUGGUCAGAGAGGAAAGCACAGGGAAAAGUUCUGAUGAUUUAAUUUUUUGGGAGGAACAAACUGUUUUCUUAAAACUUGGUGGGUUACAGGCUUUUCCUUUGGUUUAGAUAUCUCAAGUGUAUAGGAAGGGUUCUUUAUGUAAAUAUAACAGAGUUCACCCCUUUUCCUAAAUAAUAAAACCAUAGUUCCGUGUGGGUGGCUCCAUUUCAGUGCUUUGUCUAUCUUUACUAGAAAAUGGAGUAGGGAAAGGGAAGACCAAGAACCUGAAUUCAAUAGAAAGAGUUGAAGCUAUUAAGUUUCCUUGCUACUGGGCAGAGGCAUUGUGAAGGAGAAUCUAGAUUUCUUCUCUUCCAAAUAUAUAGAGAAAUGACCCCCAGUUCUUCUGACAAUGAUUUAUCGAUUAUGAGAAACCCUUAGUCUUUGCAGAAACAUGAUGGUUCAUUGCAGGUUUUGUAAUUCAUUCAGUUUUUGUCUGCUUGUGCUGAACAAAUGUACAUGCAUUAUCUAUCUAUCUGGAUACAUUGCAUUAACAGCAUCAAAAUGGGACAAAAGACAAGCUUCUGUUACUGAAAAGGAAUUGCAGUACUGGUUCUCUUAUCCCUGAAUGAGCACUGAUCACCAAGAGGUAAUAAUAGAAUUACUCGAGGAAUUGGUUUUGCUACAAGUCAUUAUACAGAUGUGUGUUUUUAUUAGAAAGGCAUAUAUUUUUUCAGACAUUAGAAACGAUCAAAACAACAUACAUGAAUAUAAUGGCAGAAUUAAUA
Ahaetulla prasina is the source of this 14666-nucleotide messenger RNA. RefSeq names its product cadherin EGF LAG seven-pass G-type receptor 2 (gene CELSR2). Bases 451 to 9459 code for a protein of 3002 amino acids. The record is from RefSeq and is a predicted model, not a curated record. The transcript is spliced from 35 exons. Lineage: Eukaryota; Metazoa; Chordata; Lepidosauria; Squamata; Colubridae. Gene Ontology annotation, cellular component: plasma membrane. Gene Ontology annotation, molecular function: calcium ion binding; G protein-coupled receptor activity. Gene Ontology annotation, biological process: homophilic cell-cell adhesion; cell surface receptor signaling pathway; G protein-coupled receptor signaling pathway.